Molecule: messenger RNA, 1425 nt
Organism: Arthroderma uncinatum
Lineage: Eukaryota; Fungi; Ascomycota; Eurotiomycetes; Onygenales; Arthrodermataceae
Product: 60S ribosomal protein L37
Exons: 1
Coding region: 1-1425 (474 amino acids)
Biological process (GO): mRNA splicing, via spliceosome
Cellular component (GO): spliceosomal complex
Molecular function (GO): pre-mRNA 3'-splice site binding
Source: RefSeq, a predicted model, not a curated record
AUGUCGAGGCGACCAACCGAUGUUGCGAAUAAAGAGCGCAACGAAUAUAUCCCAUCCUUCAUCUCGAAGAAGCCGUUUUACGUCGACGACGAUUCCUCUGCCAACGACUAUCUUGAGCAUCAACGUCUUCAUAAAGAAAAGGAAGACCAAAAAUGGUACGAUAGAGGGAAGCGUUUGGGCCCGGCGGCUACCAAAUACCGGAAGGGCGCUUGCGAAAAUUGCGGAUCGAUGACACACAAGACCAAAGAGUGUUUAAGUAGGCCGAGGAAAUAUGGCGCAAGGUGGACCGGCAAGGAUAUACAAGCAGAUGAGCAUAUUCAGAAGGUGGAGAUGGGGUGGGAUGCGAAAAGAGAUCGGUGGAACGGCUACGACGCAAAGGAGUAUCAGAAUGUUGUUGAGGAAUAUGAGGAGCUGGAAGCUUUGAAGAAAAGGACGAAGGAUAAUGCGACCAAGGAACCAAAAUCUACAACCGAGGAUAAUGACGGUGAAGACGAGGAUGCUGAUGGCAUAGCAGAAGCUAGGUAUGCUGAAGAAUCGGAGAUGGGGCGGCAGCAAGGCAAAGGAACAAGAAACCUGCGAAUACGAGAAGAUACAGCAAAAUAUCUAUUGAACUUGGAUCUUGACUCUGCAAAAUACGACCCCAAGACCCGAUCUAUGGUAGAUAUGGGUGCACAGUCAGAUCAAGCUGCCGCGCUGGUCGCGGAGGAGAACUUCAUGCGAGCUUCAGGUGACGCUCAAGAGUUUGACAAGGCGCAAAAAUAUGCCUGGGAAACGCAAGAGCGCGGUGACGUUGACAGGCAACAUCUACAAGCGAACCCUACCUCCGGAGAGUACUAUAGGAAAAAGCACAAGGCCGACCAAGAUGCAAAGAAGGCUGCUGAGAAGAAGGCCUUGUUGGAAAAAUAUGGUGGAGGGGAACAUCUCCAACCUGGUCUACUGCGGGAUAUGGCAGUCAUUGAGAAUGAAAGAUUUGUUGAAUACGACGAAACAGGAGCGAUCAAGGGAGAGCCCAAGCCUGCUGCUAAAUCGAAGUAUGCGGAGAAUGUUCUGAUUAACAACCAUACCUCGGUCUGGGGUAGUUGGUGGUCUAACUUCGACUGGGGCUACGCCUGCUGCCAUUCAACCGUUAAGAACAGCUAUUGUACCGGAAAAGAAGGAAUGGAAGCGUUUGAGCAAGCCCAGAACAUGCUCCGAAUCGACGCGGGAAAUGACGACGAAUCUCAAGUUCCACCUGAAGAUACGGAAGAGGAGAAGAAUGCAGAAGAGAAUCGCGAUAAGCAAGCCACAGAGACACAAAAGAAGCGUACCCGCCAUGAAAUGGAUGUCGGUGUUACAGAAGAGGAGCUAGAGGCAUACAAGAAGUCUCGAACUGCUGCUGCAGAUCCGAUGGCCGCUUUCCUCGGCAAGGACGAGCUAGUCUCAUAA